AUGGGAGAUUCGUCCGACAGGAGCUCCGGUAGUGAUUCACAGUGGAGGGACUGCCUGACGAGGAACUCCUUGAUGGGUACAACCGUUGGUAAUGGCUACCCCUGCACGUGGAAAUCAGUGCACAUCAAAAGAGGAGAACCGAUCGAGACGUUCCUGUCAUCACGUAUGUCAUGCGCGCCACGCGCGUCGAGGCUUCUUUUCAACUGGGGAGAAAAAUUUUCCACGUCGAGAAAGAAUGAAAAAAAUAGAAUUUUCAGAUACGUAUGGAUGAGUGAAGAUGAGCUGGGGGGAGAAUCAACUGAGGAGGGAGAGGAAGAAGGACAGUACGAGUACGUGUACCAAAAGAGGUUCAGCAGAGACAGUAUGUUCAGAGUAGAUGUUGAUGAAUAUUCGAUAAGGAGGAGUGUUCUGCCGGUUCGAGAAGGGAGAGUUGGAAAAAAAAAUCAAACCUUGGAUGGCGCCAACAGUGGAAAGAAACUGUAUGGAAGGAAAAGUACACGUGAGGUGGAUCCCCGAAUGGGUAGAACCCCCCACGGUGGGCGAGGGGCAGAAGAAAAACGCGGUAACAUCCUCUUAGAAAAUGCCUGGAAGGCAUUCAAACUGGAGGAAGGAACUUCAUUUGGAGGCGGUCCACUUGGAGGCGGUUCACUUGGAGGUAACCCAUUUGCGGGUGGUCCCUUCUGCAGUGACCCUUACUUAUGCUACCCCCUGCAGUUCUGCAGGAGGGAUGGAAAAGAUCGGAGACACAUCAGCAAGGAGCCCUACAAAGUAUUGAGCGCCCCGAAUUUGGUAGACGACUUCUAUCUUAACUUAGUAGACUGGUCAAGACAAAACAUAAUCGCCGUGGGGUUGCGCGAUAAGUUAUGCGUGUGGAAUGAAGAUACCUCUAAAGGAGAAGAAGUAUUCACAUUAAAAAGGAAAAAAAUAAAGAAGAAGAAGAAAAAAAAAAAAAACACACAGAAAGACAAAAAAAAUAAGAAAAGUAUAACAUCAUUAAGGUGGAACUUUUUUGGCAACCACUUAUCUGUUGGUUUGUCAAACGGAGUUGUUCAAAUUUGGGAUCUGGAAAAAGAAGUGAAGAUAAGAAAGUACAGGAACCAUAAGAAAAGAGUUGGAGCACUGGGAUGGUAUUACGAUACGUUAACAACUGGAAGUAAGGACAACAAGAUUGUCUGUUCAGAUAUCAGAUGUAAAGAUAGUAGUUAUGCACAGCUAACUAAUCAUACUUCGGAAGUAUGUGGUCUUCAAUGGAAUUAUCAAACGAAACAGUUAGCUUCAGGGUCCAACGAUAACUCUGUGUACAUAUGGGAAUGGAGAAAAUGUGUUCCUCUGUUCCAGUUGACAAAACAUACAGCUGCAGUGAAGGCCAUGAGUUGGUCUCCUCACAAAGAGAACUUGCUUGCUACUGGGGGUGGGUCAGCUGAUAAAAAAAUAUUUUUGUGGAACACUUCCACCGGGAAGUGUCUUGAUGAAGUGCGAGCAAAUUCCCAAGUUUCUAACAUUUUUUGGUCCAAACAUACGGAGGAAUUUGUGUCCACACAUAGUUACUCUCUAGGUCAGGUUGUGUUGUGGAAAUACCCUCGGCUGAAAAAGGUGUCGGCGCUAAGUGGUCAUGCACUGCGCGUGCUGUAUGGCGCCCUCAGUCCCGAUGGAGAAUCCAUUGUUACGGGUUCUCCCGAUGAGACGCUGCGCCUCUGGAGAGUCUUCCCCCGAGGAGGCCACAAAAGUGCAGGAAACCGUCUGGAAAACUGUCUGGACAAAUGCCUGGGAAGUUACCUUGGCAAUCCUUACGGUAGCCACAGCUUAACCCAUCACCCGCCACACCUGAUCCCCUUCUCAAACUGUUAUGAACAAGUCAGGUAA
Plasmodium knowlesi strain H is the source of this 1863-nucleotide messenger RNA. RefSeq lists its product as uncharacterized. The record is from RefSeq and is a predicted model, not a curated record. Gene Ontology annotation, biological process: anaphase-promoting complex-dependent catabolic process; positive regulation of ubiquitin protein ligase activity; positive regulation of anaphase-promoting complex-dependent catabolic process. NCBI's taxonomy places the organism in Eukaryota, Apicomplexa, Aconoidasida, Haemosporida, Plasmodiidae. Gene Ontology annotation, molecular function: protein binding; anaphase-promoting complex binding; ubiquitin ligase activator activity. The transcript has a single exon. Bases 1 to 1863 code for a protein of 620 amino acids. Gene Ontology annotation, cellular component: anaphase-promoting complex.